Molecule: messenger RNA, 2931 nt
Organism: Cavia porcellus (domestic guinea pig)
Lineage: Eukaryota; Metazoa; Chordata; Mammalia; Rodentia; Caviidae
Product: keratin-associated protein 10-3-like
Exons: 1
Coding region: 1598-2269 (223 amino acids)
Cellular component (GO): keratin filament
Source: RefSeq, a predicted model, not a curated record
CUGUCUUUUUAAUAAGGUAAGAGAAGCAGGGGGGGGGGGGAAUACACAUUUGCACUGUCCUCUAAGUCCCAUGGUCCCCUUCGCUGGUGACCUUGGAUUCACGUGGGAUUUGCCCUUGACCUGACGUCACGCCCUCUCCCUUUGAAGAGUCCCACUGGGUCUCCCACAAUGUGUGACCAGCAGCAGGGCCCUUCAGAGUCUGUUUCUCUGGAAUAUCUAUUUUGCCUCUGUUUUUGAAGGAUAGCUUGGCUGGGUCCAGGAGUUGUGGCAGACCGUGUUUUUCUGUGAGAAUCUGAACAUCCAUCCUGCUGCCUCCCUGGCCUCCAAGGGUCUAGUGAAAAGCAGCCCUUGUCACCCAGUUCCCUGGUCAAUGGCCCAUCCUCUUUUUCUGGCUGCUACCAAGAUUCCCCCUUGGUUUCGCUCCCGGUCUUUUUACUACAACCUUUCAAUUUGUGAAUCUUUUCUGUGAAUCUCAUUCGGGGUUGGUUGAGUUUCCUGAAUAUAUAGAUCGCUGCUUUUCCAUACGUUUAGAAAAUCGUGAACCAUUAUUUAAAGACUUGUUUCUGCCUUUGCUCAUUAGUCCUCCAGCAGAGACCCAUCCCCUGCUCAAGGGCAGAGGGAUCCCAAAAAUCUGGCUCCAGCAAGGACCCAGGAGCCCAAUGAACCACCUGCCCAUGAGAGACUUGGCAGAAUGACCACAGAAUGCAGAGACAGAAGGUCACCAGACCCCAGUGAGCCUGAGUCCAGUCCCACAGCUGUAGCAUGGGCUGCCACCUCCAGCCAUGCAGGUCUUUGCAGGACAAGACCCCAAGGACACCAGACCUGCUCUCUGAGGGUAGCAGCAGCCCCACCACCUCACCGCAGUCUCCUGGCUACAGUGGGGCCAGCCAAGGGCAGAGAACAGGCAGAUCUUGCACAUGGGGACCCUGGGGGUUCUAAGAACUGGGCUGCAGGCAACGUUGCUGGCAUGAUGGAGAGAGGAGGAAGCUGUGAGCUUUGCACACACACUCACCAUGGAGAGUUCUGAGAAGUGAGACUGGGCAAGAGACAAACAGCAUCAGCACCUCAUGAUCAUCUCACUGCACUGGGCCACACCUCUACCCUGGAAAACACAGCCUCACCCUUGCCCCAGGAGUCAUCCAGGGCAGAAAUGUGCCCUGUGAGCACAGAAAGCAGCAACCUUGACCACACACACACUCUGCACUUGGCCGGGCAGCUGAGCCCAAGCACCACCCCCCUCCUCCAGGUGUGAGCUGCGUGCACGAGAAUAGAUAUUCUGGAAAGGGGCAGCAGUCCUCAUUUCCACCAUGGAUGUGACCAAAGCAUCCUGAUGUUUCACCCAGGAAAGCCCGACUCAGGAUGGACCAGGCCAGCCAGGCUCAAAGCCGGCAGCCGUCAAAACAUUGAGCCAGAGACAUGAGACCCAGACUGACUCUAAACACAACCAGGAAGAGGAAGGCUUCACUAAGCCACUCCUGGGACAACACAAAGAACCAGAGGGGUAUAAAAGCACAGCUGCCAGGACUCAGACUCACACUCACUUACUUAUACACACUCACACUCACUCACUCACACUCAUCCUCCAGCCCAGCCCACCAUGGCCGCCUCCACCAUGUCUGUCUGCUCCAGCGCUUGCACCGAGCCCUGGCAGCUGGAUGACUGCCCAGAGAGCUGCUGCGAGCCCCCCUGCUGCACCUCCAGCUGCUGCCAGCCCAGCUGCUGCGCCCCGGCCCCCUGCCUGAGCCUGGUCUGCACCCCAUGCUGCCAGUCAGGCUGCACCAGCUCCUGCACGCCCACGUGCUGCCAGCAGUCGAGCUGCCAGCCGGCCUGCUGCUCCUCCUCCUGCGAGCCAUCCUGCUGCUACUCUUGCCAGCUGUCCUGCUGCACACCUGCCUGCUGCACACCCGUGUGCUGUACACCUGCCUGCUGCACACCUGUGUGUUGCACACCUGUGUGCUGUAAGCCUGUGUGCUGCACACCUGUCUGCUCUGGGGCCUCCUCCUCCUGCUGCCAGCCUGCCUGCUGCUCCUGCUCCCCCUGCCAGCCAGCCUGCUGCGUGCCCAGCUGCUGCACGCCCUCCUGCUCCUCCGUGUCCCUGCUCUGCCGCCCUGUGUGCAGACCCGCCUGCUGCCUGCCCUCCUCCUCCUGCUGUGCCUCGUCCUGCCAGCCCAGCUGCUGCCGCCCAUCCUCCUGCGUGUCCCUGCUCUGCCGCCCCGUGUGCAGACCCGCCUGCUGUGGCCUCUCCUUGGGCCAGAAGUCUUGCUGCUGAAGGCCUUGUCCCCCAGGUCCUGCUGGCUCUGAUCCCAGGCUGCAGAGUUGCCCGACUCUGACAUGCCCCUUCACCCUCAGGCCAUUUCUGCCCCAGAGCUCCCACCCCAUCCUGCAGGCUGUGCUAUGCCCAGGGCUCGGUGGCCCCUGGGCAGCUCCCCAGCACCCUCUGAGCUGCAGCCUCCAAAACCCUCUUCAGCAUCCAGACUGAGUGAAGUCGCUGAGUCCUCACCAAAGAAUGACAAAUAGCAAGCCCCAUGUCUUUCCCUGGCCCCUUGCAUACCUAGCAAGCCAUGCAGAGCUUGGGCACGGCAGGGCUUCACUUUGAGACCCUGCCCUUAAGCUGUGCCCAGGCUGAUUAUGACAUAGAAGGGCCAGCUUCCCCUUCCACGGAGCCCAACUCUCUCAGGGUAAUUGUCCCUCCAGUCCCCAGCAUGGGCAGCCUCCCUCUUCAGAGUCCCUGAUGGUCAGAGACAGGGGAGUCUCCCAGGUCCUGCAUAGAGCUUGCUGCCCCGUAUCCUGGCCCAGGCCCUCUGCAUGCCCUCACUGCCAGUACCUGCACCCCAGCCAGCUCUCCCGCACCCCUCGCCCCUUCUUCUGUCCUCUCUGCCUCUGCCCACCUUCUCUGUUAUCCAAAAAAUAAAUGUUCUCACCCAGAAGACA